CUCAUGGCACAUUUGGAAGAUCAGCAAAGUGAAAAGGCUACUGUUUGUGUGAUGGAUGCCUCUGGUGUUCUUGGCUUAUCACUUGUUCAUCAUCUUCUUCAGAGAGGAUACUUUGUUCAUGCUGCCACCAUUGAUGGAAAUGAAGGUGAAUUGAAUGGUUUGGAGGAAGAAUCAUGCAGUAACAAAAGACUGAAGAUCUUCAGAGCAGAUACUUUUGAUUACCAGAGUAUCACCAAUGCCAUUAGAGGCUGCUCUUGCUUGUUUCUAUUCCUUUGAGCCAAACCUAGAAGAAUGUUCAUAUGAUGAGUUAAUGGCAGAAGUGGAAGUCAGAGCAGCUCACAAUGUCUUGGAGGCUUGUGCUCAGACAGAGACAGUAGAGAGGGUGGUGUUCACAUCAUCAGUUACUGCUGUUGUCUGGAAAGAAGAUCACAAGUCAGAGGCACAGGUUGAUGAAAGAAGUUGGAGUGAACCUAAUUUUUGCAGGAAAUUCAAGCUAUGGCACGGUCUAGCAAAGACAUUGGCCGAGAAAACUGCAUGGGCAUUGGCAAUGGACCGAGGUGUAGACAUGGUGAGUAUCAAUGCAGGGUUGUUACUCGCCGGAGCUCAAUUAUCGUCUUCAUCUCCAUACUUGAAAGGUGCUCCGGAGAUGUAUGAAUCCGGUGUGCUUGUGGCUGUUGAUCUUCAGUAUCUUGUUGAUGCUCACAUUUGUGUUUUUGAGAACUCAGCGGCAUUUGGCCGAUACAUCUGCUUCAACCACACCAUCACCCGGCCAGAGGAUGCUCUCAAGCUCGCUCAAUUGUUGGACCCUUCAUCCAAACCUUGUUCUCCUUCAAGUGAUGAAUUGAGGAUUGUUCAGCAAAAGAUCCAGAACAAGAAGUUAACUGAAUUGAUGAUGGAGUUCGCUUGAGAAAACACCAAAUAUAUGUGUUGGAGAAUCAAGAAGUUUCACUCGGUAGCAGUUAUGUGAUUGGCUGUGAGGUUCUUGUAUGAUAAAUUAUUCUUCGUUUUAAGAAAAAAAUCAGUUCGUUGAAGUUGUGUGAUUGUUUGUGAGGUUCUUGUAUGAUAGAUUAUUCUUAGGCUUAAGAAAAAAAUUUAGUGAGUAAUAAUAAUUGCGAGCUUGUUCUCGCUUAUGUUCAAUAAAACCAUACUAGCAGAGUGUUCAAAUGUGA
This is a messenger RNA of Dioscorea cayenensis subsp. rotundata (Guinea yam), 1169 nucleotides long. Its product is annotated as cinnamoyl-CoA reductase-like SNL6. The transcript is spliced from 5 exons. NCBI's taxonomy places the organism in Eukaryota, Viridiplantae, Streptophyta, Magnoliopsida, Dioscoreales, Dioscoreaceae. Bases 236 to 907 code for a protein of 223 amino acids. Gene Ontology annotation, molecular function: 3-beta-hydroxy-Delta5-steroid dehydrogenase (NAD+) activity. Gene Ontology annotation, biological process: steroid biosynthetic process. The record is from RefSeq and is a predicted model, not a curated record.